Messenger RNA from Saprolegnia diclina VS20, 828 nucleotides. RefSeq lists its product as hypothetical. Bases 1 to 828 code for a protein of 275 amino acids. Gene Ontology annotation, biological process: fatty acid elongation, saturated fatty acid; fatty acid elongation, polyunsaturated fatty acid; fatty acid elongation, monounsaturated fatty acid. The transcript has 6 exons. Lineage: Eukaryota; Oomycota; Saprolegniomycetes; Saprolegniales; Saprolegniaceae. Gene Ontology annotation, molecular function: fatty acid elongase activity. Gene Ontology annotation, cellular component: endoplasmic reticulum membrane. The record is from RefSeq and is a predicted model, not a curated record.
AUGCGCGCACUCUCCCUGCACGAAGCGUAUCCGGCGCUGAGCCCGCUCUACCCGUUCGCCUUUGAGCGCGACUUUGUGCCGAGCUGGCAGCCGGGCUUUUGCGCUGACUCGAUGGGCCUCGCCAUUGGCCUCUGUGCUAUCUACUGUGUGCUCUGCUACACUGGCCGUCAUUUCAUGGCCUCGCGCGCCCCGUUCGACCUCAAGACGGCGCUCGCGGGCUGGAACUUGCUGCUGGCGACCUUUAGCUUCUGCGGUGCUGUUCGCACGGUGCCCUUCUUGCUCGACUCGAUCUACCAGCGCGGCGCGUAUGCGUCCAUUUGCUCGGAGGCCACGGACCACUACGGCAACGGCCCCACGGGUCUCUGGGUCGCCCUCUUCAUCUUCUCCAAGGUGCCGGAACUCAUCGACACGUUCUUUAUUGUCGUGCGCAAGAAGCCGCUCAUCUUUCUGCACUGGUACCACCACAUUACCGUCUUGAUGUUCUGCUGGCACGCGUUCGCUGUCCGCUCGGCGAGCGGCCUCUACUUUGUGGCGAUGAACUACUCGGUGCACGCGAUCAUGUACUUUUACUACUUUCUCACGGCCCGGGGGUACCGACCCAAGUGGGCGCUGCUCGUGACCGUCGCCCAGCUCAGCCAGAUGGUUGUCGGCGUUGCGGUGUGCACGAUGAGCGUCCUGUACAUUCGCCGAGGCGCGACGUGUUACGUCAACCACGACAACCUCAAGUGGGGCAUCCUCAUGUACUCAAGCUACUUUGCGCUCUUCCUCAAGUUCUUCAUUGAGCGCUACUGCUUCCCAGCUAAGCGCUCGGUGAAGAAGGUGCAGUAG